Molecule: messenger RNA, 1857 nt
Organism: Orbilia oligospora ATCC 24927
Lineage: Eukaryota; Fungi; Ascomycota; Orbiliomycetes; Orbiliales; Orbiliaceae
Exons: 5
Coding region: 1-1857 (618 amino acids)
Source: RefSeq, a predicted model, not a curated record
AUGACGCAAGGAAAGAGAGCUGUUAGAAUUGCCAAUUGUUCUGGCGCAGCAUGUGAUCCAGGAUUGCAUAUGUACAACCAGGCCAAAUAUGGACCUGUAGACGUUAUUACAGGAGACUAUCUCGCAGAGAUUAAUCUAGCCACCAAUGCUGAGGAAAUGGCCAAAGGUUCCCACCCAGGCUGGGUACCUACAGCGCUAGAUGGACUCCAGCAAACCCUCGAGAUCGCAAACGAAAAGCGAAUCAAAAUCGUAAUCAAUGGUGGUGGAUUGAAUCCCAAAGGCCUCGCGGAAAAAACCUUUGAAAUGGCCAAAGAGAAAAACCUCAACCUGAAAAUCGCAUACGUCGACGGCGACAAUCUCCUUCCAAGAGUUGGUUCAAUUUUGGAAAAAGUCAAAUCGGGUGAAUACGGGCAUUUGGAUAACACUAACAGCGAUAUUACCCUCGCUGAAAAUAGCGAUACCUUUAUGGAUGACCCCGAAGGCAUGCCUAUUGUCUGCGCUAACGCCUAUCUUGGCUACCGUGCUAUUAAGAAGGGUCUUGACGAAGGUGCAGAUAUCAUUAUCUGCGGUCGUGUCGCUGAUGCAUCUCCAGUUAUAGGUGCAGCAGCUUGGUGGCAUAGCUGGAGCGAGACUGAUUAUGACGCUUUGGCGGGAUCUUUGAUCGCCGGGCAUCUCAUCGAGUGUUCUACUUACGUUACAGGCGCUAAUUUUGCGGGGGCAUAUAAAUACCCAGUUCAAGAUUUGUUGAACCUUGGGCUUCCCAUUGUCGAAAUUGCUUCUAGUGGCGAAUGCACUGUUACUAAACACGAGAACUUAAACGGAAUUGUGACUGCAGACACAGUAAAGUGCCAGCUGCUCUACGAACUCCAGGGGAAUAUUUAUCUAAACAGCGAUGUCAAAGCUGAUAUUAAAAAUAUAAAAGUGGAGGAAGAAUCUAAAAAUCGUGUUCACGUUUUAGGCGUUAAAGGGUUCCCUCCACCUGCGACUACAAAAUUGGCGGUUUUCUACAGGGCAGGGUAUCAGUCCGAGUUUCUACUAAAUGCAACAGGAUACGCUACAGACCAUAAAUGGGACUACCAAGAGGCACAAGUUCGUUCUAAACUUGAAGAAUGGGGCGUAAAGCUCGAUGUACUUGACUUCCAGCGUGUGGGUGUGCCGAAGGAAAACCCAGAUAGUCAAUUGUCGUCGACAACAUACAUGCGUAUCUUUGCACAGGCCAGAGAUCCUACGGCCUUGGGGAAAGUCAUGGCUGCGUGGAUGUGGAAUGGAAUGGCACAUUUUGCGGGAAUGCAUUCCUCUCUAGAUAUGCGAACCGUCGUCCCCAAAUCAUUUCUCGGUUUCUACCCCGCUACAAUCCCCCAAAGUGAGCUUGAAGAGGCCGUCAACAUUCUGGGCGAAAACUCCAAGCGCAUCGUUGUCGGCCCUCCUCAAAAAACAGAAUUGCUUCAAACCCGCGAAAACUAUAGUCCAACCAACCCAGUACCCCUGGAAAGCUUUGGUACAACGGCUUUACGCCCACUUGGCGAUAUCGCCCUGGCUAGGUCUGGUGAUAAAGGCGGCAAUGUCAACUUUGGAGUCUAUGUUCAAACAGCCGAACAGUGGGACUGGCUUCGUUCGUUCAUGACGCAUGAUCAAAUGCGGAAACUUAUGGGUAAGGACUGGAAGGAUUGGUACUUCAUCGAACGGGUUGAGAUGCCCAAUAUAUAUGCCGUUCACUUUGUGAUCUAUGGGCCUUUGGGAAGAGGAGUUAGUAGUUCAAAAUUAUUGGAUAGUCUUGGAAAGGGUUUUGCAGAGUUCAUUAGGGCUGUUCAUGUGCCCAUUCCGACGAGGUUUUUGCCGAAUAAGGCUCGGAUUUAG